Heterotrigona itama is the source of this 498-nucleotide messenger RNA. The record is from the annotation of a GenBank genome assembly. Lineage: Eukaryota; Metazoa; Arthropoda; Insecta; Hymenoptera; Apidae.
ACGAUGCAGUCAAUGCAAUGCAGAGCCUAUAUUGUGAUCUUGGAUUAAAACAUGACAAUUCAUGUCCCAUUGAUGGUGGUUGGACUUCUUGGAGCUCUUGGGGUCCUUGUUCUGGGAAAUGUGGAUUUAAAGGGAGAAGGAGGAGGCAUCGUACUUGUGAUAAUCCUGCACCUUCCAAUAAUGGAGCUUCUUGCAUUGGUCCCAGUUAUCAAAUUGAAAGUUGUCAGAUUACUGGAUGUACAAUGACUGAUUAUGAGAAGGUUGUAAAUGUUCAUCCUACACGUAAAGGAGAACUGAAGAUUGUGCAGGAAUUUCACAAGAAAUUACCAGCUUUGAUAGAAUUGUGUUUUCUUGUAGAUUGUACAUUUUCCAUUAUUGAGAAGAUUCUUGAAAACAAUACGGUUAUGAACACAAAAUUUACAAUUUUCAAAGAAAUAGUCUUAUAGUAAUAUUUUCAUACACUUUACAUAUAUAUAUAUAUAUAUAUAGAUACUCUAC